Molecule: messenger RNA, 6381 nt
Organism: Sinocyclocheilus grahami
Lineage: Eukaryota; Metazoa; Chordata; Actinopteri; Cypriniformes; Cyprinidae
Gene: ank1a
Product: ankyrin 1, erythrocytic a
Exons: 40
Coding region: 106-5265 (1719 amino acids)
Molecular function (GO): protein binding
Source: RefSeq, a predicted model, not a curated record
AAAGGGGCAGUGCCCGGACCCCUACACCCAGAUAGUGUAACACUGGAAAGCAGUGAGGCAAAAGACGUAGAGAGAGAGAGAGAGAAAAAGAGAAGGUGUACCGGGAUGCCAACCAAGACCAUCAUUUGUGGAGCUGAUGCUACCACCAGUUUCCUCCGUGCAGCUCGCUCAGGUAAUCUGGAAAAGGCUCUAGACCACAUCAAGAAUGGCAUUGACAUCAACACUGCCAAUCAGAAUGGACUCAACGGGCUGCACUUGGCCUCGAAAGAAGGCCAUGUUAAAAUGGUGCUGGAACUACUGCACCAUGGAAUUGUUCUUGAGACGACCACAAAGAAAGGAAAUACUGCUCUUCACAUCGCUGCGUUAGCUGGACAGGAACAGGUGGUCACAGAGCUGGUUAACUAUGGAGCUAAUGUCAAUGCUCAGUCUCAGAAGGGCUUCACUCCUCUCUACAUGGCUGCACAAGAGAAUCACCUGGAGGUUGUGAAGUUUCUCCUGGAUAAUGGAGCCAAUCAGACCAUUCCAACUGAGGAUGGCUUUACCCCUCUUGCUGUGGCUCUUCAGCAGGGCCAUGAGAAUGUGGUGGCCCUGCUCAUCAACCACGGUACUAAGGGCAAGGUCCGCCUUCCUGCACUGCAUAUCGCUGCCCGAAACGAUGACACCCGAACUGCCGCUGUGCUUUUACAGAAUGACCCAAAUCCUGAUGUCUUAAGCAAGACAGGCUUCACACCACUCCAUAUCGCAGCCCACUAUGAAAACCUGAAUGUUGCCCAACUACUUCUAAACAGAGGAGCUGAUGUGAACUUCAUGCCCAAGAAUGGGAUCACACCUCUACAUAUUGCAUCCAGGAGAGGAAAUGUUAUCAUGGUCAGACUUCUGCUGGACCGAGGAGCGAAGAUUGAUGCCAAGACAAAAGAUGAGUUGACUCCUCUUCACUGUGCUGCCAGAAAUGGCCAUGUUAGAAUAAUCGAGAUCCUUCUGGACCAAGGAACCCCAAUACAGGCCAAGACCAAAAAUGGCCUUUCUCCAAUACAUAUGGCAGCCCAGGGCGAUCAUUUGGACUGUAUCAGACAGCUAUUACAGUACAAUGCCGAGAUUGAUGACAUCACCCUAGACCACCUGACCCCACUGCAUGUGGCAGCACACUGUGGACAUCAUCGCAUGGCCAAGGUGCUCCUGGAUAAAGGAGCCAAGCCAAACACCCGUGCUUUGAAUGGCUUCACGCCACUCCAUAUUGCCUGUAAGAAGAACCACAUCCGUGUAAUGGACCUACUGUUAAAGCAUUCUGCAUCCCUGGAGGCUGUAACCGAGUCUGGACUGACCCCACUGCAUGUGUCCUCCUUCAUGGGUCAUCUGAAUAUAGUGAAGAUACUGAUGCAAAAAGGAGCUUCACCACAUGUCUCAAAUGUGAAAGUUGAAACACCUCUGCACAUGGCAUCUCGAGCUGGUCACUGUGAAGUUGCUGAGUUCCUGUUGCAGAAUGCAGCUCCAGUGGACGCCAAAGCCAAGGAUGACCAGACGCCGCUACACUGUGCCGCCCGCAUGGGCCACAACGAGAUGGUGAAGCUGCUGUUGGAGCACAAGGCAAACCCCAACUCCACCACAACAGCAGGACACACUUCACUGCACAUCGCUUCCCGUGAGGGACAUGCACAAACUGCCAGCAUCCUACUGGACAUGAACGCCCAGCUCACCAAAAUGACCAAGAAAGGCUUCACUCCCCUUCAUGUAGCAGCCAAAUACGGGAAGGUGGAUGUAGCAGUGCUGCUUUUAGAGAGAGGAGCCAACCCAGACGCUGCAGGAAAAAUUGGACUCACACCGUUGCACGUGGCUGUCCAUCAUAACAACUUCGAUGUGGUCAAUCUUUUGCUCAGCAAAGGCGGAUCACCACACAGUGCCGCUUGGAAUGGCUACACUCCGCUCCACAUUGCUUCCAAACAGAACCAGGUGGAGGUAGCGAGCAGUUUACUGCAGCAUGGAGCUUCUGCCAAUGCUGAGUCAUUGCAAGGGGUCACACCGUUACACCUAGCCUCCCAAGAGGGCCAACCAGAUAUGGUGUUGCUGCUUAUCUCAAAGCAGGCCAAUGUAAAUCUGGGAAAUAAGAGUGGUCUGACUCCUCUUCACCUCGUGGCUCAGGAGGGUCAUGUUGGCAUUGCUGAAAUACUAGUGAAACAUGGAGCGUCUGUCUACGCUGCCACACGGAUGGGUUACACUCCACUUCAUGUGGCUUGUCAUUAUGGCAAUAUCAAGAUGGUUAAGUUCCUCUUACAGCAACAGGCCAAUGUAAACUGCAAGACCAGGAUGGGAUAUACGCCGCUACAUCAGGCUGCUCAGCAGGGCCAUACCGACAUUGUGACGCUUCUCCUGAAACAUGGAGCACAACCAAGUGAAAUUACGUCUAAUGGCACGUCAGCUCUUGCCAUCGCGAAGCGCCUUGGAUACAUCUCAGUCAUUGAUGUGCUCAAACUGGUCACUGAAGAGACAGUUACCAUGACCACCACAGAGAAGCAUCGCAUGAGUUUCCCUGAGACUGUUGAUGAGAUCUUGGAUGUGUCUGAAGAUGAAGGCGAGGAGCUGCUGGGGAACGAAGGUGCCAGGUAUUUGAAGAUGGAGGACUUAAAGGACCAUGAUGAGGAUUUCCUUUCCCCCAAGAAUGUUCUAGAGAAUCAUUCUCCUGCUAUUCCAAGGAUCCCCUGUGUGUCUCCUGAAACAGUCAUGCUGAAAGAACAUGAAAUGGAGCAGCAGCACACCCCACUUCCUUUGCCCAAGGAGUAUGAUGAGGAUUCACUGAUCCCCAGUAGUCCGGCCACAGAGACGUCAGACAAUGUCAGUCCAGUAGCAAGCCCCAUCCACACUGGGUUCCUGGUGAGCUUCAUGGUAGAUGCUCGUGGCGGCUCAAUGAGAGGCAGCAGACAUAAUGGCCUGCGUGUCAUCAUUCCUCCUCGUACCUGUGCCGCUCCAACACGCAUCACCUGUCGCCUGGUGAAGCCGCAGAAACUUGCCACACCACCUCCUCUAAGACUUGAAAAGAAUUUAUUUAAUACACGAGGUCACAAAUACCUUGAGAGUCAGGAGGAACUUGAGAAGAAAAGAAUCAGGCGCAUCAUCUCGACUGACUUCCCACUCUACUUUGCUGUGGUGUCCCGUAUCCAGCAGGAGAACGAUCUGAUUGGCCCAGAAGGGGGUUCUCUCACCAGUAAGCUGGUGCCCUUGGUCCAGGCCAAUUUUCCUGAGACAGCCGUCACUAAGCGUGUCCGUCUCGGACUGCAGGCACAGCCAGUCCCUGAUGAGCUGGUGGCCAAGCUUCUGGGGAACCAAGCCACAUUCAGCCCUGUCGUGACAGUAGAGCCUCGUCGGCGCAAGUUUCACCGUCCCAUCGGCCUGAGGAUGCCACUGCCUCCCUCCUGGAGGGAAAGUCCACGGGACGCUGGCGAGGGCGACACCACCAGCCUCCGCCUGCUCUGCAGUGUCAUCGGCGGCACGGCUCCAGCCCAGUGGGAAGAUAUAACUGGCACCACCAAACUUAUUUAUGCCAAUGACUGCGCCAGUUUCACCACCAAUGUCUCUGCCCGUUUCUGGCUGACAGACUGUCCUCGGACGGCAGAGGCCGUGUCCUUUGCCAACCUCCUGUACCGUGAGCUGUCGGCCGUGCCGUACAUGGCCAAGUUUGUAGUUUUUGCAAAGAUGAAUGAAGCACGAGAGGGUCGACUCCGCUGUUAUUGCAUGACUGAUGACAAAAUGGACAAAACCCUGGAGCAGCACGAGAACUUUACUGAAGUGGCUCGCAGUAGAGACAUCGAGGUCAUGGAGGGAAUGCCGCUGUAUUUGGAGUGUUCAGGAAACUUGGUUCCCAUAAGGAAGGCAGCACAGCAGCCCCGCUGUUUCAGCUUCCAAGCCUUCAAAGACAACAGACUGCCUGUGUCUGUGAAGGUGAGGGACAGCAAUAAAGAUCCCUCUGGUUUCUUGUCUUUCUUGCGCAAAUCAACCAAAUACGAAGAUAGUCAACAUGUGUUGUGCAACCUCAACGUUACCAUGCCGCCAUGCAUUAAGGCCAAACUUCUCCACACCAUGGAUAAGUCCAGCCAGAGUUCUGAUGUCUUUAGAGAGCUGCGCACUGCGACAGACCUGGCUCUGUGUGCUAAUAAGGCCACUGCGCAGGCGAUCGGCAUGGCCAUGGCCAAUUUGGUGGUGCUGGAGCGCCACCUUUGGCUGAAUUUGAAAGAAAUCAGGGACGCUGCCAAGUUCGCCUUCCUAGACUCUCCAGUCCCUCCUAAGGGACUGUUUGGCCCUGCCGUGAUUGGGUUUGCAGAGCGGUUUACAGUGGUGUCAUUCAAAUUAGGGACUUCACGUCUCCUCAGGGCUUUCCAGAGGAUGCUCAGCCUCAUAUCGGCCCCUGCCGUGGAUGGGUUUGUAGAGCGGUUUACAGCAGCGUCAUUCAAAUUAGGGACUCCACGUCCCCUCGGGGCUUUCCAGAGGAUGCUCAGCCUCAUGUCGGCCGCCUCCUCUGUGAUUCCUCUGGGCCUGUUCAACAUGCAGCCCCUUCAGAAGGUUCUCACGACAGAUGCCUCCAACUCUGACACAGAAUAUGCCCUUAUUGUCAGGGUUGGGGAUGAAGGGAUGAGGUUAUGUGGUGGGUCCUUCUUAUCUUAUCUACAGGAUCAGGGGGCUCCUGGUUGGCACUCGGCCCCAGAACAAACCCAGAACAGAGUGGGAUCUCUACAGUGUUCUCUUCCUAGACAGGCAAUGGAGUCUAUGAUGUCAUCAGUACGAGCCACACUGGACUGUGAUUCUAAGCAGUCUUGCCUAGCCCAGGAAGCUCUAAUUGAACCAGUGCGGGACAUAGGGCAUUCUGAGAUCAUCCACGGGCAUUAUCAGGGAACUCAACCUUUUGAGAAAGGACUAGGCUUCCCUCACAGAGCAGCUAACAUUCGGGAUUGGGAGGACAUGCGUCUAAGAGGACAGGGUGAUGAGGCAGAGGAUCUUCCAGGAGAGCAAGUGAGCGAGGAGCAAUUUACAGAUGAGCAUGGCAACAUCGUCACCAAAAAGAUUGUGAGGAAGGUGGUCCGGAGAGGAAAAGGGGAGGAAGGGGGUCAGGAGCUCAUCAUAGAAGGGCUGCCGAAGGAUAUCAAUGAGGCAGACGCUGAUGGAGAACAGUUCAUGAGCUAUGCCGUCCUGGGCCGUGACAGCAAGCCGGAUGUUGUGGAUGUGAAGUGGGGAGGUGCUCAAAUAGUCAAAUGUGUGAGUCUGCGGAGAGUAAAGCAGUGAGUCUGACUCACUCCUCCCUGCAGGACUUGACACCUACACCCAAACCAUCCUUCACUGACACAUGAUGGGCGUCAAAUAAAGAAGAAAACUGAACUAGAGCACGGGCGAUAGGCAAUGGAUAUAAACUUACGAAAAGAGAUUUUCGGACUUUUUGUAACAAGCAAAACAAACACUAGCAGCUAGAGGCAUGAUUUCUUAUCAAAUGAAACCAAACAAUGAAAAAAAGCAAGCAUUUGAGAAGUGCUUCCUGUAAUCUCAAUAUCAGCAUGUGAAAGUGCUGUCGCAUGGCCUGCCUUUACAUACAGCACAGACUGCAAGCAAUUAUGAGGUGAGAAUAUACUGUCGUACCGCAAAGGCUGUAAAAUGGUGGGAGGAAGGACUUUGGCCAACUGGAUGCAUACGCUUAACAUCGUGGUAUAGGGGCACAUGGGACACGAAAGUUAGUUUUAGUAAAAUCCAGCAAGAGUUUCCUGAAAUUUAGUCUUCCAAGCGAGUCCAGAACACACUAUUACCGAAAAGGUUUCCCACCAGGAGGAGUUUGACCCUCUUGUACUGGUAUUAUACAUAAUAUGCACUCAAAUAUGAUGUGAAUGUACUCUCCGUGUGCGUGUGUUCUUUUCCACAGCCCCAAAAAAAAAAGACAACAACCUAUGCGAUGAUUAUGCUGCUGUCUCAAUACUUGCUCCUGAAUUCUUGUUCAGUCCAAUAGUAUGUGUCUUGUGUAUUGUAAAGGUAUAAUUGUGUAGCAAAUGAGCUUUGAAGUCCUGUGUUGCCUGAGAUAUACUAGGCUCAAGGGUUACAAUUUGUGCAGUUGAAAUGUUUUCAGUGGGAUACAGUACUUUGGACAUAUUUUAAAAUCACUGUGGGGCUCUAUAUGUACACGUUUGCAGCGCUGCAGCAAGAUUUUUGUUUUUGUUCUAUAUACAUUGCAUACCUCUUGUGUAUACGAACCCUGAGCUUCCUCUUAAUAACUCAAUAUGCACAGAGGAGCUUAUAAGCGUUAUAUUAACAUUUGCAUUAUCCACCUUCAGCAUUUGCUUUAUUCCAAAUAACCACUAUAGUGGGAAGACUUUCUUUUGAAUCCUUAGAACCAAAAAAGCAAUAAUUUUUAUUUGU